Tarenaya hassleriana is the source of this 4344-nucleotide messenger RNA. Its product is annotated as protein strawberry notch. The transcript has 32 exons. Gene Ontology annotation, biological process: regulation of DNA-templated transcription. NCBI's taxonomy places the organism in Eukaryota, Viridiplantae, Streptophyta, Magnoliopsida, Brassicales, Cleomaceae. Gene Ontology annotation, cellular component: nucleus. Gene Ontology annotation, molecular function: histone binding; chromatin DNA binding. Bases 195 to 4058 code for a protein of 1287 amino acids. The record is from RefSeq and is a predicted model, not a curated record.
AUCUGCUGCUACGGAAACCAAAACGAGGAACCGAAGGAGGAGAAGAAAAGAAAAGAGCACCGAGAGACCUUUCGCGCCCUCGGCGAAUCAUUACUUACACUGUUACAGUUUUCGCCUCUCUCGCUCUCGAAGGCGUUUCGUCUCCUGGAAUCGCAUCUGUCUCUCGGAUCCGCUCGAAGUCAGGCGUCGCCUCCAUGACGCAGCCGCCGGCUCCGCCUCUCCCCGCUCCGCCUCCGCAAUCCUCCUCAGGCAGCGGCGGCGGAGGUGGAGGUGGAGGUGGAGGCAGGGCUGAGGUGCAGGUGAGGUGCGCCGGUUGCCGUGUGAUCCUGAGGGUGAAGACCGGUGUGGUCGAGUUCUCGUGCCCUACCUGCCAACUUCCCCAAAUGUUACCGCCGGAGCUCAUCGCUAGGGCACGGCCACAUUUCCAGCAGCCACAGCCGAUUCAGACUCUCCCGCCUCUGCAGCAGCAGCUAAAGCCUCUGAAUUUACCUCGCCCGCCGGUUCCGGCACACGGCAUCGAUCCAACGAAGAUGCAGUUGCCUUGCGCCAAUUGUCAGGCCAUUCUCAAUGUGCCUCACGGCCUCACGCGGUUCUCGUGCCCUCAGUGUAAUGUCGAGCUCGCUGUCGAUGUCUCCAAGCUUAAUCAGUCUUUAUCUGCUCCUCCUCCGGCUCAAGCAGGCCCUUCUCCUGCUCCGCCUCCUCCUCCUGAAGAAGUCAACGAGGUAGCCAUUGAAGUGGAGAGAGAAGAAGAUGAAGGUGGAACAGUAGGAGAAACGUUUAUGGAUUAUCGCCCACCAAAGCUUUCAAUUGGACCUCCUCAUCCAGAUCCAAUUGUGGAAACAUCAUCCUUAUCUGCAGUGCAGCCCCCAGAACCCACUUAUAAUCUCAAAAUAAAGGAUGAGCUUGAAAGGUCAAAGGCUCUAUCGUGCUUGCAGAUUGAGACAUUAGUUUACGCUUGUCAGAGGCAUCUCCAGCAUCUUGCUGAUGGUACCAGGGCCGGAUUCUUUGUUGGAGAUGGUGCUGGUGUGGGGAAAGGGCGAACAAUUGCUGGGCUGAUUUGGGAGAAUUGGCAACGUGGGAGAAGAAAAGCAUUGUGGAUUUCUGUUGGCUCAGACUUGAAGUACGAUGCAAGAAGGGACUUAGAUGAUGUAGGUGCAACAUGCGCAGAAGUGCAUGCUUUGAACAAGUUACCCUAUUCUAAGCUCGAUUCAAAGUCUGUUGGGAUUAAAGAAGGAGUGGUAUUCUUGACAUACAAUAGCCUUAUUGCUUCCUCUGAGAAGGGUCGUUCCCGCAUGCAACAGCUUGUUCAGUGGUGUGGACCGGGCUUCGAUGGCCUCGUGAUCUUUGAUGAGUGUCAUAAAGCAAAAAACUUGGUACCUGAAGCUGGGAGUCAGCCAACUCGUAUUGGGCAGGCAGUUGUUGACAUUCAGGAUAAACUCCCUGAAGCACGUGUUCUUUAUUGCUCAGCUACUGGUGCAUCUGAACCACGAAACAUGGGUUAUAUGGUCAGGCUGGGUCUUUGGGGAGCUGGAACAAGUUUCAGCGAGUUUAAUGAAUUUCUAGUCGCUCUUGAUAAAGGCGGUGUAGGAGCACUGGAAUUGGUGGCCAUGGACAUGAAAGCCAGAGGGAUGUAUGUAUGCCGUACUCUGAGCUACAAAGGAGCGGAGUUUGAGAUUGUUGAAGCUCCUCUGGAAGCAGAAAUGGAGGCAAUGUACAAAAAAGCUGCGGAAUUCUGGGCGGAGUUACGGGUAGAAUUGUUGUCAGCAAGUGCUUUUCUGCCUAAUGAGAAACCGAAUUCUAGUCAGUUGUGGAGAUUAUACUGGUCAAGCCACCAGCGUUUCUUUAGACACUUGUGUAUGUCAGCCAAAGUUCCUGCUACAGUGAGGUUAGCUAAGCAAGCAUUAUCACAGAACAAAUGUGUGGUUAUUGGCCUUCAGAGUACAGGAGAGGCUCGAACUGAAGAAGCUGUAACGAAAUAUGGUCUAGAGCUUGAUGAUUUUGUCUCCGGACCUCGAGAGCUGUUGUUGAAAUUUGUGGAAGAAAAUUAUCCUCUGCCUGAGAAGCCUGAACCUCUUUCAGAGGAUGAAGGUGUAAAAGAACUUCCAAGAAAGAGACGCUCAGCCUCACCAGGUGUUUCAUUUAGGGGGAGAGUCAGAAAGAUGGCCAAAUGGAAACCUGAUAGUGAUGAUGAAAGUGAUUUCGAGUCUGAAGGUGAUUCUGUUCAUGAUUCUAAUGAUUCUGACGAUGAAUUCCAAAUCUGUCAGAUAUGCAAUGGAGAAGAGGAGAGGAAGAAGUUGCUCCACUGUUCAGAAUGUGAGAAGCUUAUUCAUCCCAGUUGCGUAGUUCCUCCAGUUACAGAAAUACCACCUGAACCUUGGACAUGCCUUUCAUGCAAGGAAAAGACAGAGGAAUACAUUCAAGCAAGACGCCUCUACAUUGCAGAAUUACAGAAGAGGUAUGAAGCAGCUGUGGAGCGAAAAUUAAAGAUUCUAGAGAUAGUUCGUUCUUUGAAUCUUCCAAACAAUCCUUUGGAUGAUAUUAUUGAUCAGCUUGGAGGCCCUGAAAAUGUAGCAGAAAUUACAGGCAGGCGAGGUAUGCUUGUAAGAGCAUCUAAUGGGAAAGGUGUUACAUAUCAAGCAAGGAACACAAAGGAUAUCACCAUGGAAAUGGUUAACAUGCACGAGAAGCAGCUAUUUAUGGAUGGUAAAAAGUUGGUUGCCAUUAUUUCUGAAGCUGGGUCAGCUGGUGUUUCGCUGCAAGCAGAUAGAAGGGCAGCAAAUCAGAAAAGAAGGGUCCACUUGACCUUGGAGCUCCCUUGGAGUGCUGAUCGAGCAAUUCAGCAAUUUGGAAGAACUCAUCGGUCAAAUCAAACAUCAGCACCUGAAUAUAGCCUAAUUUUCACAAAUCUCGGUGGGGAGCGCCGUUUUGCAUCCAUUGUUGCAAAGAGACUAGAAACUCUUGGUGCUUUGACACAAGGAGAUCGAAGAGCUGGGCCAUCUUUGAGUGCCUAUAACUACGAUAGUCACUUUGGUAAAAAAGCAUUGAUGGUGAUGUACAGAGGAAUAAUGGAGCAGGAGAAUCUGCCUGUUGUUCCUCCUGGUUGUUCGUCUGAUGAACCAGAAACAAGUAAAGAUUUUCUAAAAAAGGCAAGAGCUGCCCUCAUAUCUGUUGGAAUUGUUAGAGACAGUGUUAUGGCUAACGGGAAAGACUUCGGAAAGAUUUCAGGACGAAUAGUUGAUUCUGACAUGCAUGAUGUUGGUCGUUUUCUCAAUCGGCUCCUGGGAUUGCCACCAGACAUUCAGAAUAGGCUGUUUGAAUUAUUUGCAAGUAUAUUAGAUUUUCUUGUACAUAAUGCUCGCAUUGAAGGAAACCUUGAUUCAGGAAUCGUCGAUAUGAAAGCUAAUAGCAUUGAGUUGCAGGGCUCUCCAAAGACCGUUCAUGUUGAUCAAAUGUCUGGAGCCUCGACUAUGCUCUUCACUUUCACUCUCGAUCGUGGAGUUACAUGGGAGACUGCAAGUUCAAUGCUUACGGAAAAGAAAAGGGAUGGACUUGGUUCUGCAAGUGAUGGCUUUUAUGAAUCUAAAAGGGAAUGGUUAGGAAGACGACACUUCAUAUUAGCAUUUGAGAGUGCAGGGUCGGGGUUGUUUAAGAUAGUCCGUCCCGCUGUAGGAGAGUCAAUCAGGGAGAUGCCUCUUUCGGAAUUGAAAAGUAAAUACAGAAAACUCUCAUCUCUGGAGAAAGCUUGUAAUGGUUGGGAAGACGAGUACGAAGUUUCAUCUAAACAGUGCAUGCACGGAUCCAAGUGUAAGCUGGGCGACUUUUGUACUGUUGGGCGAAGGAUACAAGAAGUUAACGUCUUGGGCGGCCUCAUUCUUCCUGUCUGGGGAACCAUCGAGAAAGCUCUUUCCAAGCAAGCUCGUCAAAGCCACAAGAGACUUCGAGUCGUACGGAUACAGACCACGACGGAUAACCGGCGGAUUGUCGGCCUAUUUGUCCCUAAUGCAGCAGUAGAGACUGUAUUAGAAGAUUUAGCAUGGGUACAAGACCUCGACGACUAAGACAACAUUGUUAAAGUUAUGACAAAACCAGAACUCAGGGAGAAGCUCCAUGACCACGGCCAAUGUUUCAUCCUCAUUCUUGUUUUUGUUUUUUCUUUCCCGUUUUAUUUUGUUUCAUGUUCUAAAUUAGAGGUGGAAAAAAAAAAUACUCGGUAGCCUUUAAUUUUUUGGCACGCUAAGAAAAAUGUGUAUAUCAUCAUCAGCACACUUUGUCAUGCCUCCUUGGGGCAAGUAAACAUAGGUGUAAUGAGCUUUAAUUUGUCAUUGAUUUCGUCUAUUAACUCAA